This is a messenger RNA of Melitaea cinxia (Glanville fritillary), 1449 nucleotides long. RefSeq names its product golgin-45. The record is from RefSeq and is a predicted model, not a curated record. The coding region runs from base 169 to 1419 and encodes 416 amino acids. NCBI's taxonomy places the organism in Eukaryota, Metazoa, Arthropoda, Insecta, Lepidoptera, Nymphalidae. Gene Ontology annotation, cellular component: Golgi membrane. The transcript is spliced from 6 exons. Gene Ontology annotation, biological process: Golgi to plasma membrane protein transport; Golgi organization.
UCAGCUGAUUUUGUGUCCUUUGACAGUUGUUUCCUUUGGUUGUUUCUCAAAUAAUAUAAAACGUAGACAUUAAUGUCGUAGACGUUAAGGUCAUUAAUAUCAAUUUUUAAUAUUUGAGGUGUUUUGUUUAUUUAAUUUUAAACUUAAACUCCUAUCGUUAUACUAAACAUGGAUACAUUUAUUUCUUUUAAUUCUAAAAUAAUGAACAAAAUAAGAACAGCAGGUGAUGGUAUGGAAUCAAAUGAAAACGUGAACGAAAACAAAACAACUAGACCGGAAACCAAAGCGAUUGUUUCUUCUAAUAGUAAAAAAUCUAUAGUUACUGGUCGCUUAGUGCAAUUAUAUCCCACGAAAAUAAUUACGCCUGAAAAGAAGAAUUCUCAUAUAUACUCAAAGAAUCCGAAAUUUGUUCCUUAUGAACCAUAUCCAGGCGCUGUUAAACCAAUAACACCUAAACUUUUGUUGAAAGGAACUAAGAAAUCAAAAAAUCACAUGGAUAUAAACAAACUUAUUAACCAAAUGUCACAAAUGAACACUAAUAUAAAUGAAUUUAAACCUAGAAACAAACUAAUUUCUUGUAGCGAAAAGUUUGAAGGUGAUUCAAGUAAACUAACAGUAGAUAAAGAAAUGCAAAAGAAGCUUGAUGAAUUAACAAAAGAGAAUGAAAGCUUAAAGGAACAAUUGAAACAACAGGCUCAGGUAAACAAAGAAUUGAAAACAAUGCUGGUUGCUUCAAUGGGUGAAGAUCUAGAAUUUCAAGUGCAUUCUCUUAACGAAGACAAAAAGCACUUGGCCAACGCUUUACUAAACUCUGCACAACAUUUGUCAACACAUCAGGAACAAACAGAAUGGCUUGCUGGUCAGUGUGAAGUAUGGAGAAGUAAAUUUCUUGCUAGCAGCCUCAUGAUUGAAGAAUUGGCUCAGUGCAAGAAAAUGCUUAAUGAAAAAACAAUCAACUUGCAACAAGCAAUCAAACAAUUAUUAGAUGAGAGAUGCAGGAUGAGAGAUAUGUUGAUAUGCACAUAUAAAAACUUAUACAGCCUUCAUGAAAAUUGGCUUGAAAAUGUUGCUAUUUCUGAAUACAUGGGGAGUAAAAAUAGACCCAUAGGCAAUCUUAAUUUUACGACGACUUUACCACAUUCAGCAAAUGUAAUUGAUUUAGCAUCGACAAAUUUAAAGCUGUCAGAAAACAUUAGCAGCUCAAUAGACAAGCCAAAUAUCAAUCAUUUAGAUUCACUGCCAGCAACAACAGAAGCCGAGAAGUAUGCUGAACAAGUAAUGGCAAUGCCAUUUGAAAUUAAGAAAGUAAAUGAAGAACCAGUAAAUGCCCUUGUUCACCAUGCUUACAACAACAGCAGUAAUGUUUCACCGCCAGUCGCCUCUUGUGUACAUUGUAAUGGAAAAGUUCAACUGCUAUAAAACCAAUAAUAUUUAUAGUAUAUUUAUGUA